Molecule: messenger RNA, 1585 nt
Organism: Lathyrus oleraceus (garden pea)
Lineage: Eukaryota; Viridiplantae; Streptophyta; Magnoliopsida; Fabales; Fabaceae
Product: transcription factor MYB98
Exons: 3
Coding region: 136-1368 (410 amino acids)
Biological process (GO): regulation of DNA-templated transcription
Cellular component (GO): nucleus
Molecular function (GO): DNA-binding transcription factor activity, RNA polymerase II-specific; RNA polymerase II cis-regulatory region sequence-specific DNA binding
Source: RefSeq, a predicted model, not a curated record
GUUCAUAAGAACUCUUAGACCCUAACUUUCUUCUCCAUAUUCUUAUUUUAAAUCAUCUUCAUAUAAUCACACAUAGUCGUUCUCAUACAAGAAAACAAUUUGUUUCCAUCUCUCUUUCAUCUUUUCGUUUAAGGGAUGGAUACAGAUCUUAGAUUUGCAGGAAAUUUUCCUUCUCUUUCUAGGGAUUUUCCUAAAAAUCCUUGGGUAAAAUCAGAGAUAUCCACAAUGGUUCUAUUGCAACCAAGUUCAUGUCUUUCACCCCCACCAUCAUAUUACAACACAUUUUUGGAUCCAAAUCACUGCACUCAAUUUAAGGAACAUGCUCAAGAAGAGGCUAAUCAUCACUCUAGUUUUGCUAGUAUGGUUCCUUCCUCUAUCACCUCGUUCUCUAUGAUCCCAACUCCUUCAUACAAGAGUGCAUCGACCAAUGGAUCCAAAGAAAAAUACUUCGAUGGUCAAAAUCCAAUGAGCUUCACACCAAAUAACAACAAAAGGGAAGUCAUGCAUGGUCACCUUAACACUAGUAAUGGAAUACGGGAUUCAUUCACACAAAAUAUCUUUCAACAUGGUGAAACUUCUCAAUCUCGUGUGAGUCUGUAUCCUUCAUUGUCACUAGUUUAUGAUGCAAAUCCAUCUAUGGCAGUUAAGCCAAAUCUUCAAGGAGAUCUUUCUUUCAUUGGUCGAAAUGGAAACAAACCUCUUUAUAAUGACCAAGAACUCGCACUCAAUGACCAUAAGAGACAUAAGAGAACUAAAAAGAAUGUUGAAACUCAACAUAUGAAUCCAAAUUUAAUCAAACGGAAAUGGACUGCAAACGAGGACAGGAUUCUUGUUCAAUUGGUGGAUCAAUUUGGAUUAGGAAAAUGGUCUCAGAUUGCUAAGUUUCUAAAUGGCAGGAUCGGGAAACAAUGCAGGGAAAGAUGGAAUAAUCACCUUCGACCCGACAUUAAGAAGGAGUCAUGGAACCAAGAGGAUGACAAAAUGCUGAUUGAAGCUCACAAGAUAGUUGGAAACAAGUGGGCUGAAAUCACAAAGAGUUUGCCGGGUCGCACCGAGAACUCCAUCAAGAACCGCUGGAAUGCCACCAAGCGUAGCCAGAAUGCCAAGAAGAGGUUGAACCGUCGUAACAGUUUGAAGGGAACUCUACUUCAUAAAUACAUCAUUGAAGUCAAUGCUGCAAAGGAAGCUGAAAAGGAGAAGUUGGAGAAUGAAAGUUCUAAAAGUGGUUUCAGUUCUGAUGGUUUGGCUACUUCUGAAGAUGAAACUGGCUAUGUUCCAAUGAUGCAAAAUGGUGGUGAUGAUGGAGGAAUGAAUUAUGAUUAUGGAUCAUAUGCUAUGGAGCUUUUUCCUAAUGUUCCUUUGAAGUAGGAAAUUGAUCUCAUGAGAUGAUCUACAGAAACCCUUGAGGUUCUUUCUCUGGUUAUUUAUAAUAAUAAUAAUAAUGUUGUCAUGGAUGUUUUAUUUGGUGUUUGCUACUGUUUAUCUUGUGUUGUGAUGUUCUUUCUGUGACAUACUUUGUUUAGACUUGGUUUGUUUUUCUGAGUUUCCUUAUGGAUGGAAUUAAAGCUUGUGUUGUUUCAGAUUA